AUGGAUAAUACUGCAAAAGGUUUUGGGAAGUCUAUGUCACAUAUUGUUGCACUAAAUUUCAAUCCAAAGGGCAAAAGGAGCCGCAAAUCAAGGAAAACAAUGUUGAAAAUCGCAAGUGCAGCUAGUGACUUCAAUGCUAUCUUGGCAAGUUAUGAAAAGAAGGGUGGUAUUCAGAGGAUUGGUAUGGCUCAGAAAGAUUUCCAGGAAUUUGUUGAUAAGAAUCAGUUAUUGGAUGUUGCCCCGAAGAAUGGGACCUUUACAUGGACAAAUAGGCAUACCGGUUUCACUGAAAUUGCAGAACAUCUAGAUUGGUUUCUGGUCGCCGGUGAUUGGCUAGCACAAAAUCUUAUUCUUGAAUAUUCUAUUCUACCCCUUGUUGGAUCAAAUCUUUUCCCUAUUUGCCUAAAUGUGUCUUUAGGACAAUCUGAGGGUGGCAAUCCUUUCCAGUUUGAGUUGAUGUGGCUCAGAAUGCUGGACUUACAUGAUUUGAUAGCAGCAUGGUGGAAUGAGUUGGUCCUCGGAAACAACUCGAGGUUGUUCAAGAUAAAUAAGAAGCUCAAAAGGGAGAUCUCUCUCAAGUCUGAUCUAAAUGAAAUUCUUCGGCGUGAGGAAAUUCACUGGAGGCAGAAAUCUAGUGAACUUUGGCUCAAGGAUGGGGAUAGAAAUACCAAGUUCUUCCAUAGAUCAUCUAUUGCCAACCGUAGCAGGACUAGAAUAUCGGAGGUUGUGAGACCGGAUGGUAGUAUUGCCAGAGAUUAUGAGGAUAUUGCCCGGGAAGCAGUAAGACAUUUUGAAUCUCUAAUGAAUGGCAAUUGCCAGAGUGUUCAGGAAGCAAGAAACAUAAUUCUAGACUAA
Messenger RNA from Cryptomeria japonica (Japanese cedar), 855 nucleotides. RefSeq lists its product as uncharacterized. Lineage: Eukaryota; Viridiplantae; Streptophyta; Pinopsida; Cupressales; Cupressaceae. The transcript has 3 exons. The coding region runs from base 1 to 855 and encodes 284 amino acids. The record is from RefSeq and is a predicted model, not a curated record.